AUGCCUGCUCGGCAAACCAAGGGACUCGAUUCGAAUGGUGGAAAUGGAAGCCGACCCCUUCAAUCCUGCAGGAAGGAGAGGCGCCCCAUGGCCUUCAUGUUCAUUGAUUCCAGCAAUGGCGGCAUAAACGCAAAGCCAGACAGGGAGGUCCGUUCUUUUGUUAUGAAGUCGGCCCGCAAUAAGAAGCCUUGGAGCACUCGACCUAGGAGCUCGAAGACCGAAACUUUGACAGGUGAGAAACCUCGGCGACUAUCGCCAUCUCGGACCCAGGGUAGCAAUGAACCGCCUCAAAACAUCGCUCCUUUACCCCAACUGGAAUGGGACCCGUAUUCAGCACCCUGGGUGAAGCAUCCAGUUACAUCACCCCGUAGUAGCAGGAGCAAUAGUGUCUUCUCUAGUCAUAGCAGCAACUGGGCUUGCGAAAGCCCCGUGUCCACGUCCACCAGCCCUUGCGUGGGGUCAGAUCACGCGGAAGAAGUUUACGACUCUUUACAUCCAACACUACUAGGAAUGGCAUGUCAGACCAGCUUAAAUGUUAGCCUCACGGGUUCCUUCGACUGCUUAGCAGUGCGAUUGAACGCAGAUGCAGAAGGUCUCCUCCAUCAAUUCAUCGAAGCCUCGACACCCCGGCUACUCCCUAUAGAUCCCCACAAAUCAUCCGAAGCAGCAGCUACAGAUUGGUUCGCGACUUGUAUUCAAAGCCCCAUUGGCGCACCCUUCAUCUACGCUACCCUCACUUCAUCCGCACGAGUCGCAAAACUCGACCCAGAGGUGUACAAAUGGCGCGCCAUUUCAGAAGUGAACAUGCUUCUCACUGACUCAAACAAGAAUACUGACGACACGACUAUUGCUACUGUUUUUAUGCUGCUUGCUCUUGAAGAGGCCAGUUUGGCAGACCCUAGAAGGAAAGGCGAUGAGAGGAGGUGGAGUAAAAGUGUAAACGAAGCUCACUUGAGUGGGUUAAGGACGAUGAUUGGGCAGAGAGGGGGUCUUGCUGCGUUAGGUCAGAACCGAUGUUUACAGGUUUUUAUAUUGAUGCAUAGCAUUGCGCAAUCCAUCACAACAUUCAAGCCUCCUUACGCUCUACUAAUCGACGCCGAUGGUCAGAUCCAAGACUACAGAUCCAUCUCUCUGCAGUCUCCAAACUCAUUCACACGGAUCUUACGGCCGUUUCAAAACCUUUCUAUCGGCCGCGCACUCUUCGACAUUGUCUCCACAAUCACCAUCUUCGUCUCGGAUCUUACCGCCUGGUACGAGUCCGGCAUAUGUCCCGUUGAUUCAUUUGAGCUGCAAAAACACGCUAGCUUGCUGAUGUACCGACUCUUCGAUUGGUACGAACAAAAUGCCAGGUAUCAAGACCAAAGUGCCACACUUGUCGAUCAAAGCAUCUGCCUUGCACUCUUGAUCUUCAUGGUCAACGCAACAGAACCCAAUGCCUUGUCCUUUGGCUCACGCCUCUCCAAAACAGUCACCAAACUGCGCAAAUCCCUCCAAAGAGUUCCUCUACUCCGCUGGACCAACGCUCCCGAUAUCCUCCUCUGGACACUUACAAUGGGCGCGCUCGGUGCAAAAGGUCUGCCCAAAGGCUCAAGAGCAACCUCCAGCGCUGAGUCGGAACUCUCGUUUUUCACGCAGUACUCCUAUACUGCAUUUCUUGGCCACGAUAAUAGCGUGGCGUCAACGGAUCUCGAGCUGCUGCUGGAGAAGAUGAGAACAUGCCUUUGGAUACCGUCGAUCUUCGAUGUACGAGUGAAGAGGCUGUGGGAGAGCAUGGGUUUGUGCAAGGCAGAAGUUUGGGAAUGGGAGGAAUUGAGUAGCAGUAGUGAAGGAGACAAAGAUCAAGUCGUGGACGAUGAGUAUGCUCUGGGACAAAGUACAACGCUGCGGUUCUUCAGUGCGGGUGGUGGGAAGACGCGACCAAUGAGGGGUACUACUUAG
Messenger RNA from Cucurbitaria berberidis CBS 394.84, 1938 nucleotides. RefSeq lists its product as uncharacterized. Bases 1 to 1938 code for a protein of 645 amino acids. The record is from RefSeq and is a predicted model, not a curated record. Lineage: Eukaryota; Fungi; Ascomycota; Dothideomycetes; Pleosporales; Cucurbitariaceae. The transcript has 3 exons.